Solanum stenotomum is the source of this 849-nucleotide messenger RNA. RefSeq names its product E3 ubiquitin protein ligase RIN2-like. The record is from RefSeq and is a predicted model, not a curated record. The coding region runs from base 1 to 576 and encodes 191 amino acids. The transcript has 3 exons. Gene Ontology annotation, cellular component: cytosol; plasma membrane; ubiquitin ligase complex. Gene Ontology annotation, biological process: ubiquitin-dependent protein catabolic process; protein ubiquitination; positive regulation of plant-type hypersensitive response. Lineage: Eukaryota; Viridiplantae; Streptophyta; Magnoliopsida; Solanales; Solanaceae. Gene Ontology annotation, molecular function: ubiquitin binding; ubiquitin protein ligase activity.
AUGGCAUAUCCAAGGGAACACCUUCCUGCUCAUUACCAUUCUGCGAAGAAGAUUCCUCUGCACCAGGAAAUAUAUGGAUCUCCCCUCGUUAUUAAUUCCUCAUCAUCUAGAAACAUAGAGAGGUCACUAAUUUUGCUCUUCCAUUUGGUCUACAGGGGUUCAGGAGUUGAUUCAGGUUGGUUGGGUUUAGAUGGUGCUGGUCCAUCUACAGGCAUCAGGUCAGCAAGUUUGGGUCGGGUUCAGACAGUGAUGAGGCAUCUUGCAGCUGUUGGAGAAACGUAUGCACAAACUGCUCUGGAAGAUGCUGCCUGGAAUCUUUGGUCUAUGCGUGCCUCCCAGGCUGGUACUUCCAGUUCAGCAAUUCCUCCUGCAGGUUCUGUGAGGCACGUUGGAGGUGCUGGAGGGUUGCACUUGAGGACAACCUCACGUGCCACAAACAACAACAUUCCAAACAUACACACUAUGGUUGAAACUGUUAGAGAAGUGCUGCCACACAUACCUGAUGAAAUAAUUUUCGAGGAUUUACAGAGAACGCACUCGGUAACUGUUACUGUGAAUAAUCUUCUGCACAUGUGAUUAUACAUACCUUUCUUUGCGAUACUGAUGUGGUAUGUCUUUCACUGAGGCAGAUCAAAAUUGAAGCUCUGGUUGUGUACAGGAGUGAGGUUUCCAAAUAUGUUGUGGUGCCAUGCCUGUUACUGCAUAUUAUAUCUGAUAUAUAUAUAUAUAUUUCACUUUUUUGUACAUAUAAAUAACUUAGGGAACCUGCUGUUAGAGACAAAUGCGAUAAUAAUUCCUCUUUCUUUUUUUCUUCCCAUGAAAUAAAAGAGCAUAUUCUUUUGGCACACA